Molecule: messenger RNA, 1121 nt
Organism: Meloidogyne enterolobii
Lineage: Eukaryota; Metazoa; Nematoda; Chromadorea; Rhabditida; Meloidogynidae
Source: the annotation of a GenBank genome assembly
CUGUUUUUACUGAUUUUAUAGAAGAAAAUAAAAUGCAUUCCUCAUACUCUGAGACGGUCGGACAAAUUCUACCUGAAGGUAUUGAACGACAAUUACGUUCCCAAUUAAGAGCUUUACGGUUUGAACACCCACAAGAAUAUGCUAGAUUACAACAAUUAGAAGUUGGAAAAUUCUUAGCUUCAAAAUCUUUGCAUAAUUGGCUAAGUGAAUGGGAAUUGAGUAGAUGGGAUGGUGAAAGGAAAAAUAAUAAUGAACUGCUGUGUUUUAAUUUAAAUAAUAACAGAAAUAAUUUGUGGCAGAGAAGACAUCAAAGAAAUUUUAAGUCCGAUGUUGCUGUUCAAUGCGGUGUAAUUGAAGAAGAGCCGGAAAACAAUGUUGUGAACAAUAACAACAAUGAAGAAUAUUAUUACAACAACAACAAAAACAUUGUAAACAACCAAAACUUUAAUAAUUUUAACAACAACAACAAUGUUUAUAAUAAUUAUCGACUACCAACAUUCCAACAAAAACAUUAUUGGAAUUCCUUUCCUUCGCAAAUGGAUGCUAGUACAAACACUGCAACAACAACAGAAGAAACAAUAACAACAACGGGGACUGGUGGGACAAUGAAAGUGUAUAGACGGGCUUCCUAUUUGGAGGAAUAUGCAAUGAACAGAGUUCGCCAAUUAGAAGAAGAACGACUUGCAAAGGAAGCUAUUUUUAAUGAUAAUAAAAAAAUAAAAUGUUGUGGGAUUAAAUGUUGGAAGAAAUUGGGGUGUUUUUGUUGUUGUUUGGGUUGCUCUAGAAAGAAAAAGAAAUCUACAGGAAAUAAUAGCAACCCAACAACAGCUACCAGUACUAUAUCUUGUAAUAACACAAACAGCAUUCCUUCCAAAAAUCAGAAUUCUUCAAAAACAUCAACUUGUUCAAUGCAAAAUAUAGAGCAAUUAUCCACAUCCUUAAAUGGAAGAAAAAGAAAUUUAAAAAAUAAAUUAGAAAAAUAUGAAGGGACAAUAAAUAAUAGUAAUAAACCUGUUGUUGUUAAGUUUACUUUGAGUAGAUCUGGUGGAGGUUGUUAUAGAAAUGAGGGAAUGAGAAGUUUUGAUAGAGACGAAACAAACAAUUUUGAAGGUAAUGUUUAG